This is a messenger RNA of Bubalus bubalis (water buffalo), 2071 nucleotides long. Its product is annotated as serine protease 46. The transcript is spliced from 5 exons. Lineage: Eukaryota; Metazoa; Chordata; Mammalia; Artiodactyla; Bovidae. Gene Ontology annotation, molecular function: serine-type endopeptidase activity. Gene Ontology annotation, biological process: proteolysis. The record is from RefSeq and is a predicted model, not a curated record. Bases 48 to 983 code for a protein of 311 amino acids.
CCCAAGUCCCAUUAUGAGAACCAGUGAGAGCUGUUCACUUGCUUGCUAUGGCCUGUGGGCAGGGAGCUCUUCAGGGCCUCGCACCUCCAUUUCCUUCUGCCAGGGCUGACAGUCACCUCUAUGCUGAAGGGUCCUGGUCCCGGGCUUGUGGUCAGACUAACAUCUCCUGCAAGAAUGUGAACGGAAAGCUAGUGGAGGUAGGCAAGUGGCCAUGGCAGGUGAGCAUCCUAUUCCUGGGCAUGAGCAUCUGCAGUGGCUCCCUCAUCCACCGCCAGUGGGUCCUUACAGCUGCACACUGCUUACAGAGAUCCAAGGACCCCUUGUCAUACUCCGUGAAGAUGGGAGUUCAGAGCCUCUCGGAAAAUGGUACCGAACGUCAAGUCGCUCGCAUCAUGAUUCAUGAGGAUUUCACUAACCUAUCCCAGGAUCUUGCCCUCCUGAAGCUCAGGGACUCUGUCUUCUGGUCCCCACUCAUCCAGCCUGUCUGUCUACCUAACCCCAAACUCAAGCCAUCUUUUGGAUCCCUGUGCUGGAUGAUCGGGUGGGGAAAAGUGAAUAUUCACGCGAACCCACAGUCCCCCUACAGCCUUCAGGAGGUGGCUGUCAAGAUCAUAAAUAAUGAUAUCUGCAAUCAACAGUACAAGUUCCUCUUCUUGACAAACCAGAAGAAGUUACUUGGGAAUGACAUGAUUUGUGCCACCUCACAUUUGGGCAUGGACACCUGUCAGAGUAACUCUGGCAAUUCCCUGGUCUGCCAAAUGGACAACACUUGGAUUCAGAUGGGGGUGGUGACCUGGAGCUUUAGCUGCAACCGGCGCCACUUCCCGGGUGUCUACACCAGCACCUCCUACUUCACUGACUGGAUGAGGAAGCAGAUUGGUGAUGUGAAGUUCGUCAGCAGGGCCGGGCCUGCCUGCCUUAGCCCAGUCCUCCUCACUAGCUCCAUUCUGCUGAUCUCCUUGGGCUGCCAGUGGCUCCUGUGAAUGAUGUUUCCUGGGCAUCCCUCCCCGAUGCAGCUGCUUCCUCUCCUCUGUCUGUCCUGAGGAGAAGCGGAGACUGGAGGAACACAGGACAUCAGGGCAAGUCCAUGGGGGAGGGUUUCAGAGCCACUGUUUUUUCAAUUGUUCAAUGAAGAUGCUCUUGAACUUUGUGUCACCGAAGUCAUCAUCUUUUUUCUAGACUCUGGCCAGAGCCUCCCCACCCACAAGAGGCCUGGCUGUCUUCUCAAGGGGAGCCUCCCUGAUAGCCUUCCUUGUACUUGUACUCAUCCUGUUCCCCUCUCUGGGCUGCAGUUGCCUCUUCUACCAAUAUGAAGCUGGGCUCUGUGUUCCCCACUCCCUGCUUAGUAAUCCCAGCACUCCAGCAGUCCCCAGGUCCCCAUGGCCAUGCCCCGGGUCUCUGACCACAGUUUCCCCUCAUUUCCUUACCAUGAGGGUUGUCUUCUUCCCAGGAAACUCAAAAUGACCAGACCUGCACUUGUGGGUUCAGCUCCAGAACUUGUGGGCCUCUCUCAAGCCCUCAUAUCACCCUAAGAGUCUACAGAGCUUGACCAUUUCCUCCUCCCUCCCCGGCAGGAAUGAGUGAUGAUGGGGGGCAGGGAGGGGCAAGGCAGAGUGCUGGCUUAGGUGACUGUGGGGGGUGACUGCACCCUAAACUCGCAGCUGCCUUAGUGACAUCUGUCAUACUCUGAAGAGAAAGAACAGGCCCCAGCUAGCCAGACUGAGAGGGCAGAGCCCUACUACCUCUGUGGGAGGUAGCAUGGGAGCCCAUCAGGCCUGGUGGGCCUCAGGUUCACAGUGGCCCCUAUCUUUGCCCUCGGGCUCCACAGCAUAGUAGGUGUGGUUUGCUGGAGACUGAAGUACUGAAUGGCCAGCCGUACUGUUUGUCCCAAGAGAGCAGGCCUUGGCAAAAGUUAAAUUGUUCUAGUCUGAUUUAACUUCUACCUUUUAUUGAGCUAGAAUUUCCCAACAGCUUUGAAUCAAAAUUCAUAGGAUUUCCCCAGACUACCUUUUAACUGUAUUAUCCAUCUGUGUCACUGAGCCGUCAAAAUGUUCCCCGACUUCCAGUGUAC